Messenger RNA from Impatiens glandulifera, 800 nucleotides. Its product is annotated as FCS-Like Zinc finger 2-like. The record is from RefSeq and is a predicted model, not a curated record. The transcript has 2 exons. The coding region runs from base 56 to 541 and encodes 161 amino acids. NCBI's taxonomy places the organism in Eukaryota, Viridiplantae, Streptophyta, Magnoliopsida, Ericales, Balsaminaceae.
UCCAACAAAGCCCUUCUUUCUCGUUCAGAUUUGGAAGUGCUUGUGUUAAUAAUAAAUGGAUUCUAGCCGGCGGCGGUCAUGCUUCAACGAGGAAGACGACGAUGGACUCGCUUUUAUUGCAGGUAUGGAGCUGCAGGCCGGUGGAAAAGCUCACUAUGGCUUACAGAGGAGAGGUAGCUUCAGAAACCUCUCUAUAUCACCAUCAUCAUACUCUUCUUCUUCGAUGAGAUUUGGUAGAUUCCAAGAGGAGGAGCAAAACCAUCCUCAUUUCUUAGAAGCUUGUUUCCUUUGCGAAAAGUCACUCGGGGGCAACAAGGACAUUUUCAUGUACAGGGGAGACAUCCCAUUUUGCAGCGAUGAUUGCAGGCAAGAACAAAUGGAGAUAGAGGAAUUGAAAGAGAAGAAGAGUUGGAAUAAUAAUAAUGGAUCUUUGAGGAUGAUCAGAAAAGGAAACACAACAAAUUCAACAUCUCCAAACAAAUCUAGGCCAGGAUCAGGAGGAGAAUACCCUUUCCACCAUAAAGGGGCUGUAGCAGCAUAAUUAAUAUAUCUAUUUUCUACUUAGAUAUAUAUAUAUAUUGGUUAAAUGGCUAUGUAAUUUUGGGUUAAUAUAUAUAUAGUAGUGUAUAUAUGCUGUUGCUGCUGCUGCUUAAUAUAUAGUCUUCUCCGAAGAUCUUAAGAUUUUGUAUUUUCAUCUUCUUCUUUUUUUUAACCAACAAACCAACGCUCUCUCUUUGGGUGCAGAUUGAGUAGUACAUGUAUAAUCUUCAUAGAAGAAGAACUGCUUUGAUUCUGCCUUU